CUCGUGCAGCAGGCACGUGUCACACCCACCACAACUCCCGCCAGCAACACCCAGGGCCUGCCCUAGUCUCGUCGGAACGAAGGCUACCACAGAUCUUGAGCCAUGCCGAAAAGGAGAAGCUUCGCCAUGGUGGCGUGCACCACGGCCGUUGCUGCCUUGAUGUCAAUGCGAUCAAGCACCGCAUUCGUACCGACCACAACCCUUGCGUCGCCGCCGCCUGCGUUGCAUAGCAGCCGCAUACCAGUAGGCAAGGGUCGCGGCCACGUAUCGCAGUUCCAGCCUGGCUCGGACCCCCUCGGUUACAAGGUCGGGUUGGAGAGGAGAGCGCCAGCACUACCGCUGUCCCGUGCGGAUCGGCGACCCAGCAGGCGGGCAACAGCCAUGGUGUUCGGGGGCGGCGGGGGCGGUGGACGCGGAGGAGGAGGCUUCCGGCUUGACCCCGGAACCAUAGCUACCAUCGGCUUCGGUCUUCUUUUCGUGUUCGCCCCCGGGGUCAUCUUCGGCGCGUUCAACACGCUGUUCUUGACGAUCACCGUUGGGCCGAUCUUGUUUUCCGCGGGGCUUAACCUGUACAACAGAAUCAACCUCGUCGACGCGCCUUGCCCGGUAUGCGAUGUGGAUCUGCAAGGACUCAAGAACAAGCAGAACCAGUGUCCGAGUUGUGGAGCGAUGCUUUUGGCGAAAGAUGGAAAGUUUGAAGCGGUGGGGUCGGGGUACGUGCGUGACGAGGCGGGGACACAGCGGGAGUUCUCGCGCAUGGGAGACAGCGGGGUCAUAGACGUGGAUGCCAUAGAUGUGGACGACUGACUUCGUCGGGGUUUGUGAAUGUUUCGAGGGUGUGGUGAAUGCGUCGAGAAUAGAUUUGUGACGCGGACCGGAUCACAUAGGCGUACUUCUUUACUGUGUAGAAAUAUUUUCUGGCAUCAGCAACAAUGUCUGACCUAUGCGUCGCAUGCGAACUCCCGCUUCCCGUCGGUGGAAGACAAGCGGGGGAACACUCUUUGAAUGAGAAGCCUGCGCUUUGUGCCUGACGAUACAUCGUUUGACUGGAGUCUUUGCCAGAGCGGGCGAUCCAGUUGGUUUUCCACGACGAUUUGACAAAGUCACUCAGGCCCGACUGGCGGUAGGAAGCAAGGGUUGGUGUGUUUAGUGUCUCCCCUUGAUCUUUCGCGGUAAAAGCAACAGGCCUGUUUGGCCAAGCAGAGGUCUGAGUUCGUUGUCCACUACAACUCAGACGAACCAUUAGUCUCACUGCUGUAGUUAACUGCUGCGUGUCGCCGUAGAGAGAGAGGAAAUUGCCCCGCAAUUGAUUGAUUGGCCAAACUUUUGAACGGAACGUUCCAAAGAAAGGCGAAAAUUCCGUGUUUGGACCGCCAGGUGUCGAUAACAAGAGGUAGGUGUGAUUGGAGAAUAGAGUACAGGAGAGGUUCCUGUUUAGUGCCGGUUGAAUAGUGCCGGUUGCCGGUAUUGUGCCGGUCAAAUCUCCGCGCACAGAACCCGCCCUGAAUGGUGCCGGUCUGGCACUAUUCAGGGCUGCCCACUAUUAUGCCGGUUCGGGCCCCACUGAACCCCACAAUAGUGCCGGUUCAAGCACGCACGUACACACACAAGAGACAUGAUAGAAAUACUUGUAGCAAUGCCAAGUGGUUGAUACGGAUGUUCCCAUGGAAUGAGGUAGAGCGGAAUACCGGGUGACAUGUGUGGUACGUAGAAUGGAUUCCAGGGAUGUACAAGGUACCUCUGUUGUAUACGGCGUCGGCCCCUCAACGGGGCUUGUGUGUGUAUGUGGAUGCAACUAAUCACAACAAGUUUUUCUACUCGGCGCGAGCCCGCCGAGUUGCCGACACCCUAU
Ectocarpus sp. CCAP 1310/34 is the source of this 1852-nucleotide messenger RNA. NCBI's taxonomy places the organism in Eukaryota, Phaeophyceae, Ectocarpales, Ectocarpaceae. The record is from the annotation of a GenBank genome assembly.